Megalopta genalis is the source of this 9675-nucleotide messenger RNA. The record is from RefSeq and is a predicted model, not a curated record. NCBI's taxonomy places the organism in Eukaryota, Metazoa, Arthropoda, Insecta, Hymenoptera, Halictidae.
AAAACGGCCUUCUGCCCGCAACGUGUCGAACGUCGUCCGGUGUGGAGAGCCGGGAGCCGAUUUCACGCGGAUCCCGCAGCCUUAGGGGCAUCGUCGUCGUCGUCGUCGUGCGAGAAACGAGUUUCACGGGGCCCCAGUCAGAAGAUCGGUGGUCCCCUGCAGCCCGGAUAGAUUCGCCGAGCUGCAUUAUCGCCGCUUACCGUCGCCGAUUCAUUCUCGGCGAGCCCUCUUCAAGUCGACCAAGACCGCCGUGCUCGUUAAUGGCUGCCAGGGUCACCGGCUAGAGGCUGUUUAGCGAAGUUUCGUGCUGCUGGUGCGAUAACACAGCCCGUAACCGAUGAGUGUUAGAUCGACGGCCGGCCACAUGGUGAAGCAGAGGAGGUUCAUCGGCAACACUAACAACAAGAUGAUCAACAUACGAGAAUAUUUAUAGGCGGUUUUAGGCGUGCGACAAAGUAAACACGCUCUGAACGGGAUCGAUAGCGAUCUGCAUGUCGUUGGACAUCACGGAGAAGGAAGAUCGAGGAACCGAGGAAACCACCACCGCGGCCACGUACAUCGAUAAUAUCGUUCGAAGUGAAUCGGUUCGAAUCGUCGACGUCGUGUGGUGAAUUUGGUGGAUUCGACGAUCCAGGAGGAUCCAGGAGGAUCGAGCGGCGCGUGUCACGCGGCCGUACAGCUAUGGUCAGACCGUCACCUGGUUUCCUGUUUUACGUAACAAGCCGGGAACGCUUGAUUUUCUCGCGCAGAUCCAAUUUAUCAGGAGGUCGCACAAGGACCGGGUUUAAACGGCCGUCGGCGGAAGCGUGUUGAAGCGACAGGAGGAAAAGACAACGCUCUCUCUCUCGCUGCCCGGUGCGGGAGAUAUGAACCGCCGGCAUUAAGCGCGCCGUUUCAUUGGGAUCGAUGCAGCGCAAUCGUUCACGCAUCGGCCGUGUCAGUGAGCGAUCGUACACCAUCCGACAGGUUCUUUUUUUCUAGGUUUUCAGCGUUUGUGGUAUUUGCGGAAGAGACGUGGGUCAAGCCAAAGUAAACCAGUGAUAUUUUUAUGCAGUAUUUUUCUUCCAUAAUUGAAGAGAAUAAGAAAAGAGAGACGAAGGGAUAUAGAGGAAAUCGUUUGAUCGAGUCGUACCGAGAGCGCCGACAAACGGGGGGAUAAAGGAAAAGAGGAGGAAUAUUUUAUUGGAACGAAUAGCUUACGUCGCAUAAAAGAGAACCCCUGAUUUGUUUUUUCGACUCGAGCGCCGACAUCGGCAGGUUUUCUUCAACAUGAGUUGUUAAUUAAGAAUGCGCGAUGACACGGCGAAUUUAUCAGUGGACCGGAAACCCGCGCGAGAAGGCGCAGGGUAUGGAAAUGGAACCCCCCAAAACAAAUUCUCAUCGACAGGAAAAAAUAUUCUUGAAGUACACGCUCCAAGACGCGGAGAAGGAUAAAGAGGAAACUGAGUAUAUGCUACAAGAGAAUGGCAAACCGAUUGAGUUCGUGCCACCGCAAACGAAGGAGGACGACAAACCGGUCGCGCCGGAACCUACGCUGCCGCCAGUGCCUUACUUCAAACUCUUUCGAUUUGCAACAUGCGGGGAGCUGAUGCUGGUCUUCGGUGGCCUGAUCAUGGGAACCCUGACAGGCCUCUGCAUCCCCAUCUCAACGAUCCAGUACGGUGAAUUCACCACGCUGUUGGUGGAUCGUAACAUGGAGAAUAUCACUAGUACACCGACCCUCAUCAUGGAGUGGUUCGGGGGAGGGAAGGUCCUGGGACCUAACGCGACGCAAAAGGAACGAUUGGCCGCACUCUACGAUGAUUCGGUAGCUUUCGGCGUGUCCUCGGCGGCACUGUCCUGCCUUCAGUUCGUCUUCGCCGUGUUCACCGUGGACUUCCUGAAUGUCGCGGCUUCCCGUCAAAUUGUGAGGGUGCGGCAAAUGUUCCUGCGAGCCGUCCUCAGACAGGACAUGACGUGGUACGACAUCAACACGUCCACUAACUUCGCUAGCAGGAUUACCGAGGACUUGGACAAGAUGAAGGACGGUAUCGGCGAGAAGCUCGGCGUGUUCACGUACCUAAUGGUGUCCUUCAUCUCCUCCAUCGUUAUAUCGUUCAUUUACGGGUGGAAAUUGACGCUGGUGGUGCUGAGUUGCGCGCCAAUUAUCGUGAUAGCCACCGCGAUCGUCGCGAAGGUGCAGAGCUCCCUGACCGCGCUCGAGCUGAGCGCGUACGGCCAGGCCGGUACUGUCGCCGAAGAAGUGUUGGGCGCCAUCAGGACCGUGAUCGCCUUCAACGGCGAGCAGAAGGAGGUCGACAGAUACGCGGAGAAGCUGGUGCCUGCCGAGAGCACCGGCAUACGGCGUGGAAUGUGGUCUGGAGUUGGCGGCGGCGUUAUGUGGUUUAUCAUCUACAUCAGCUACGCCGUGGCCUUCUGGUACGGCGUGCAGCUGAUCCUAGAUGACAGACCCAAGGACGAGAAGGAGUAUACACCCGCUGUGUUGGUGAUCGUGUUCUUCGGCGUGUUGGCCGGUGCUCAGAACAUGGGUCUGACGUCGCCUCAUAUGGAGGCGUUCGCGGUCGCCAGGGGCUCGGCCGCGGCCAUUUUUCAAGUGCUCGAUCGGCAGCCGGCGAUCGACAGCCUCAGCAAAGAGGGCCAGAGGCUGCCGAAGGUCACCGGGGAGAUAGAGUUCAAGGGCGUGCAUUUCCAGUACCCCGCCAGGAAGGACGUGAAGGUGCUGCAGGGCUUGAAUCUGAAGAUCAAUCAUGGCGAAACAGUGGCGCUCGUGGGCGGUUCCGGUUGCGGGAAAUCGACCUGUCUGCAGCUCAUUCAACGCCUCUACGAUCCCAUGAAAGGACAGGUUCUGCUGGACGGCGUGGAGAUAUCGAGGCUGAACGUUCAGUGGCUGCGCUCGCACAUAGGCGUGGUCGGCCAAGAGCCGGUGCUCUUUGACACAACGAUACGGGAGAAUAUCCGGUACGGAAAUGAGAGCAUUACCGAGGAGGAGAUGAUCAAAGCCGCGAAGGAAGCGAACGCUCACGACUUCAUCAGCAAACUGCCCGAGGGUUACGACAGCCCGGUAGGAGAGAGAGGAUCGCAGCUGUCCGGCGGUCAGAAGCAGAGGAUCGCCAUAGCGCGAGCCUUGGUCAGAAGACCCGCCAUACUUUUGCUGGACGAGGCCACUUCCGCUUUGGAUCUGCACAGCGAGGCGACCGUACAAAGGGCUUUGGACGCCGCGUCAAAGGGCAGGACGACCAUUGUCGUCACCCAUCGGCUCUCCACGAUCACCAACGCCGACAGGAUAGUAUUUAUUAAGGAGGGACAAGUAGUCGAACAAGGCACCCACGAAGAGCUGCUUGCGCUUGGACAACACUACUACGGUCUGGUUUCCGCCGACGCCAGCGCCACUGCCAGAGUGAAAGCGACGGCGUCAGCGGCGAAGACGGUCACAGCAGCGAUACCGAAGCAGAAGCCGCCAUUGAAGAGACAAUUCUCCACUCUGUCGAUGCACUCCCAUCGCCUGUCGCUGGCCGGCGCCUCGGAGACCUCGGUGAAUCAGUUGGAGGAGCACGAGAAACAGUACGACGCGCCGAUGAUGAGGAUAUUCGGACUCAACAAGCCGGAAUGGUUCUUCAAUCUGAUCGGAUGUUUCGCGGCAGCGAUGGUCGGCGCUUCGUUCCCAGCGUUCGCGGUGUUGUUCGGCGAGGUGUACUACGUGCUGGGUCUGCAGGACGAGGACGAGGUGCGCCACGAGGCGGUGAACUUCUCGAUCCUGUUCCUGAUAGUCGGCAUAGUGACCGGGGUGGGCACGUUCCUGCAAAUGUACAUGUUCGGGCUGGCCGGUGUGCGGAUGACCACGAGGUUGCGGAAGAUGACGUUCGCGGCGAUGCUGAAGCAGGAGAUGGGCUGGUACGACGAGGACACGAACAGCGUCGGCGCCCUGUGCGCCAGAUUGUCCUCGGACGCGGGCGCCGUCCAGGGCGCGACGGGCACCCGGGUGGGCGCCAUCCUGCAAGCGUUGUCCACCUUGGUGCUGGGCAUCGGCCUCUCCGUAUACUACACCUGGAAGAUGACCCUGGUCUCGGUGAUCUCGAUACCGCUGGUGCUGGGCGCCGUGUUCUUCGAGGCGAGGGUGAUGAGCGGCCAGGGCCUGCAGGAGAAGAAGAAGAUGGAGGCCGCCACGAGGAUCGCCAUAGAGGCGAUCUCGAACAUAAGGACCGUGGCCAGCUUGGGGAAGGAGGAGGCCUUCCUGAGACGCUACUGCGUCGAGAUGGAGCACGUCGCGAAGGCGACCAGAAUCAGGAACCGGCUCCGAGGGCUCGUGUUCUCCUGCGGGCAGACCACCCCGUUCUUCGGGUACGCGCUCAGUCUGUACUACGGCGGGUCCUUGGUCGCCACCGAAGGUCUGCAAUACCAGAGCGUGAUCAAGGUGUCCGAGGCGCUGAUCUUCGGAUCUUGGAUGCUGGGCCAGGCGCUCGCCUUCGCGCCUAAUUUCAACACCGCCAAGAUCUCUGCCGGCAGGAUAUUCCAGCUGCUGGACAGGGUGCCGGAGAUCGCCUCGCCUCCGGACUCGGAAGAAAAAGAUCUGGAUUGGAAAGCGGAUGGGUUGAUCCAAUUCUCGAAAGUGGAGUUCCACUAUCCGACUCGGCCGGAGAUGCACAUCCUGCAAGGAUUGAAUCUGAUCGUGAAGCCGGGUCAGAUGGUCGCGUUGGUCGGCCAGAGCGGAUGCGGCAAGUCUACCUGCAUCCAGCUGCUGCAACGUCUGUACGACCCGAUUUCUGGGACGGUGACGAUGGACCGCCGUGACAUCUCGUCGGUCUCGUUGCGUAAUCUGCGCUGCCAGCUCGGCGUCGUCGGCCAGGAGCCGGUCCUCUUCGACAGAACGAUCGCGGAGAACAUCGCGUACGGCGACAACUUCCGCAGAGUGCCGAUGGAGGAGAUUAUCGAGGCCGCCAAGAAGUCGAACAUCCACAGUUUCGUCAGCUCUCUACCACUAGGGUACGAUACUAGGUUAGGAUCUAAAGGAACGCAGCUCUCCGGCGGGCAGAAGCAGCGUAUCGCGAUAGCUCGUGCACUGGUCAGGAAUCCGCGUGUCCUGCUCCUCGACGAAGCCACUUCCGCUCUUGACACUCAAAGCGAGAAGGUCGUGCAAGCGGCGCUGGACAAGGCGAUGGAGGGCAGGACGUGCAUCACCAUCGCGCACCGUCUGGCCACUAUAAGGAACGCGGACGUGAUCUGCGUGCUGGAGAAGGGAACGGUCGCGGAGAUGGGCACUCACGACGACCUAAUAGCGGCGGACGGCCUCUACGCUCAUCUGCACGCUCUCCAGGAGGCGGCGAUGGAGUAGGGAGGGACGCGGGAGGCGGCCGCGAGUCCUCGAGACAUUUCCCGGGACGUUCCCGGGGACGUUUCUCGGCCCGAGAAUCGCUGAAACGAAAGUCCCGGCUCCGACGGAGGCGAGCAGCCGAGCAACAAACAGGAGGUCGCGACCGACGAGAACGGAGUAGAAAAACCGCGGACCCCUCGAGGCCUCGGAAACCUCGAACUUUACGGAACAAGAAAGUCAGUCGAACGCAAAGGAGAGGGUGGGUGGGGUUGUUCCCGCAAAUUCGUCCUUUCCGUUUCCAAAACGUUCCCGCAGAUCGCACGGGCGAAUUUCCUUGGAUUGUUUGGACUUUCUACGCGCGUUCGCCCGCCUCCGAACAUUUCUUUUUAUUCACCAUAAAAAUUAUUCACCAUUGAAUGCUCCUUAAUUCGAACAACCUGUCAAAAGCUAGCUACCCCCAUUGCUUUCGCGUGCACGGAUUUCCUUGGAUUUUCUACGCGCGUUCGCCCGCCUCCGAACAUCUCUUUUUAUUUACCAUAAAAAUAUCGAAUGCUUCUUAAUUUGAACAACCUGUAGAAAGCUAGCUAUCCCAAUUGUUUUCGCUCAUCCCACCAGAGUCUCUCGCGGACAAGCUGCCGAUUCCUCCACGCUGAUCGGAACACCGCUUCGAAAUCGAAAACUGUCGGCUCCGUCUGUCCAUCGAAGCCGCGAAUCCCGUCGGCGACACGUCGAAUCGUUAUCCGCGUCGAAUCGACAAUUUCGUCGGGCCAUUUACGCCACGGCCCCCUUGUUCCGGAAGAGAAAACGCGUCGUUUUCUGCUACGCCGUCGAUACGGACACCCUCGCGACUGGACUCAUUCGCGACGCCGAUUUUCACGCCACCCCCGACCACCCCCGUUCGAUCGAUUUCGCAGGAACGAUCGAGAGCGGGCUCGGAUCGGCCGCGGUUUUCGACGACUGCCUCGGCAACGGCGACCGGCUGCAGAAUAUUCCGCGAACCGGGAAGCUCUCUGGUAUAAUGAUGGAACACGUUUAGCUGCGGUUUUUGACACUGCUGCGUUGAUCGUCGACGCUUCGAUUCGUCGAGCUCUCGAUUCGUUCUAUUCGAAACCGGGAGGUAUAAAAACAAAGCGCGUAGUUUCGCGAAUAGAAAAUUCGGAAAAUUUCGCCGUCGAUGAAAGAUGCCAUCUCCGGGUCGGAUUGGCGCACAGAAUCGCUUUAUCGAAGACUUUGAAAUCUUUGGUCUAUCAGAAACUGAUAGACCUCUGUCGGUUUGCUCGUUCUCCGAAGUGCCUCGUUCCACUACAAAAAGUUCCGUACAGAAACGUGUCCGGGAGAGUGUUAAGAAAAAAUAGAAACGUCGUCUCGGCACGGCCGCGUAACAAUCCGCUUGUACCAUUCGAACCGCUCGACGCUCUCUCAGGCUCGAGUAGAACGAUACAGAAAUCUCCAUUCGCGAAAGAUCGAUCGACGUCGAGAGCAGAUUCGAAUCUCCCGGCUCGUUCGCUGGAGACAUGUUUCGUACACCCAAUGGACAAGAGCCCUCGUGCCGCGCGAAAGUAACUCGGUCGGGACGGAAAAUCCCCGGCGUCGUCUCAAUUAAUCGGCUCGCGCGGGGGGGAUGGAUACGCGAGAAACGAACGUCGACAGGUGUCCGCGUAAGCCACGGGUUCCCGUCCGGACACGAAAGGAUGUGUUCUUUUCACCGUCUGCCGGCCUAACGACGUCCCAUGAAAGAUGUAUGAGCCUUGGAAACCAGCCCUGCCUUUUCCCAGCCGCCCUCCACCCUCCUCCGCCCUCCGCCGACGUUCGACUUUUUGCCGCGAAGCUUCCGGCUCCUCGUAAAACAUAACGAAUUCGAGAGUCCAUCGGCCGGGGAUCGUAAAUCCCUCUCUCGCUCGGUGCCUUAACGAUUGCGUGCUUCGAGAAUCUGGGGAAAAAGAGGGGCGGAGUGAUUAGAAACGGGAUAAGGGGACGCGAUUUUAACGAGAGCUGGCCCGCGUACGGCUGGAUAAAGCGAGGGAUGAUUGCGUGCCCUGCGAACAGGUGUACAAACAAGCGGCGAUGAUAGAUCGAGGGGGGCGGGCAGGGGGUGAUUAUAACAGGAGGCGCCGGAGCGAAAGAUACGAACGAGAGGCGGAUUGCGAACGGAUAAUACAGAUAACCGAGAACCUGUGAUGGAUAAACCGAGGAGCGAUACGUACACACCUCUCCAAAAUUAUUAGGACAGUCGCAGAAAGUUGAAUAAAUUUUGGGAACUGGUAGGAUGUUGUUAUAGAAUUUCUUCAAUUUAUUUCAAAGUUAAUUGUACGAAAUUGUAACUAGUGCGUAAAUAUAUAUAUAUAUAUAUUUUUUUUUUACGUUGUAAUAAUAAUAACGUCGAUUCUAUAAAAGAAAAUUAAAUUUUCCUCCGGCCAAUAUAUUCACCGCGUUUUUAACACGUUCAGUGCCGCGUCACAUAUAGGCGACGUUAAUUUUCAACUAGGUUUUUGAAAUUCACUUGUAUCGUAAUGUAUUGAACAAAUUGAUUGUUGUUAGGAUUUGUAGAACACAAAAUGGCUGAAUAUUUCCUAUGGCAAAUUUUCACUUUCUAGUUUCGGUGCCUCUAAUCGAAUGACUCUGAUAUCGUGUGAAUUUUUCGAGUUAAUAUUUGUCGUUUGUCGCGCGAAGCGAACCGAUUACUUGAUACUAAAUACAGAGAACAUUACCGGAACCUAAUGAUAAAUUAGAAUUAGAAUUAGGAAAAGAUUUGAACGUAAACGAAGACGCGGCCUGCGAAUAGCUGGAGUCAUAAAGGGGUUGCAAAUCUCGGGAAAAGUAUUAGCAUCGGCGUGAUUCGCGGACAAAAACGUAGCUGGAUAACGAAGAGAGGGCGGGAAGAUUGUAACGAGAGAUAGAGGAGAGCGAUUCAGAGAGCCAGAUGCGAGAUCGCGGUGCCUCGUUCGUCGACCGAGUACUCCGCUGCCUAUGCUUUAACAAUUACGUGCCUAACGAACAAGAAUGCGGGAGAGGGAGAGAACGAGAGAGAGAGAGAGGAGCCGGAAGCGUUUUCGCCGGUAGAUCGAGCGUAAUCCCGAAUGAGAAGCGGGCGGAAUUUUUCGCGAGCGUUUUCCGGGGCCGAGCUCCGCGACAGAUUCUUUCCCCGAACUUGUGCCUUCACUUCGUAUAAUUAGCGAUAAGAUUACCGUGUCCUCGAGGCGUGUCGACCAGCUUCAACGACAGCGCACGAACACGCUUGGCGAAUUCACGUUCCAUAGAUUCCUCUUUCUCACGCGACGAGCCAUCGAAACGACGCCCGCCGAGAAUCAUUUUCUCGAUCCUUCGUUCGCUUCUCGGGCCGCCGGACGAAUAUUCUUCGCGGUCGUUGCCCCGCUCGCCCGUACUUAACCGCCGCCUCGAGGCACUUAGUCGAGACAGACGAUUAGUGCUUUUUAUCGGCGACGUCGAUACGAACGUAGCGACGUAGACGCGUCUCCCUUGAUCCAGGAACGAGCGUUCGGCGUAGCGUUUUACCGCGUUCGCCAAGCCGAGUAGAGUUUAAGCGAACCGAGGCCGUGCCGCGCGACCCUGCCCGGGGCCCGGCCCGGCCCGUCUUUUCUGCGAACCGGAAACAAAUAGAGAGAACAAAACAAGUACAAUCAGCGCGCGGCCCAGGGUUCGCGAUCCGUCGAUCGGAUUCCGACUUUCCGUGUUCAUUUUCCGAACGGUUACUCGCGCGGAUUCUCAGAGCGUCCCUUUUUCUCCUCGCCCGCGAUACAACCCGCGGCGCGGUUCCACUCGCUCGAGCGAAUCGCCCCGGGGUCCGUACACCGCCUGCGCGCUGCUAAUCGUCCGCGAAUCGGAAUUCGAGUUCGCAACUCGGAACGAAUCGUGCGAGACCAACGGGGAAUAACGGAUGAAACACGGGGCGCGGGUUUCUUUAUUUCUUUCUUCUUCUUCUUCUUCUUCUUCUUCUUCUUCUUCUUCUUCUUCAUUUUAUCUUUCUUUUUUUUAGUCUAGCCGUAAAACGGAUUUUCGAGAAUCGUUACUUAAGGCUAUAAGGCUGCGGCCAGCGUAACUUAAGGACAGAGAUCUUAAUUAAUCGAUUUAACGCCCGCGAGGGCGCGCUGCAACAGCAAGCAUCGACGGCGUGUUUCACUCGAUUUUCUUCCGUUUCUGUUUCCUUUAUCUUUUCUUCUUCAUAUAUCCGCAAGCGUGUCUAAGUUGUAAUUGUACAAGCGAUACUAGACAGUAUGACGACAAAGAGGAAGUAUUAACUAUUAUUUUUUCUCGUUUUUUUUUUUUGUUCUUGUUACGAGAGGGAGAGACCGAGCAGACCGUACUGCUGUCAUAUACAAAAUAAAUGGAAACAUAGUGGAGAAAAAAAA